AUGGUGGUCGUGAAUGGGCGGUCUGACGGUGUGAUUCUGGUGUGGAGACGGUUCUCGGUUGCUGUGGAGAGGCCGAAGACACCCUCGGCUGGAGCUGUUGCUGGUGGCCGCUGCUGCUGGCGGCGUGAAGAGGGGAGGCCGGGUGAUUGGUGCUGGGACUGGUGCUGCUACUUUUGGCCGGAGAUGGAGAGUGAUGGCAGCUGCAAUGGACGGGCUACUGGAUGCGGGGCAGCGACGGGACAGAGGAAUGAGAGACAGAGAGGAUGGAAGAAGAAGAAAGAAGAAGAAGAAAAGAAACAGCUUUUUGUUUUCUUGGUGCUGCCUUGCCUGCUGCGAAGUUGGGGUAGUACUACUAGCAUGGCCAUCUCAACUUUGUCACGCGUCAUGGAUACGUUCUCCCUUAUUCUCAUUCUGGGGUUGCUUUCUUAUAAUAUUGAUUCCUCAAAGGCGGAUGAUUUUAACGUCCUAAAUAGUGGAGCUGCCGGCGAUGGCAUCAGAGACGAUUCCCAAGCAUUCCAAAAGGCUUGGAUUGCUGCAUGUGCUGCAACUACAAACAAUCCGACAGUGGUGGUACCAGCGGGGAUGAAAUUUUUAGUGAAGCCAGUUGGCUUCAAUGGGCCCUGCAAAUCUCCUACCAUCACUUUUCAGGUGAAUGGGGAAAUUAUGGCACCCGAUUCGCCUGGAGCAUGGGCCAGGCUUGAUCAGAGUCAGUGGUUGGCUUUUAAAGGUGUACAAGGUCUCCGGUUUAGUGGACCGGGUUCAAUCAAUGGCCGGGGCCAAGGCUGGUGGAAUCAAAACUGUAGGGAUGAUCCCUCCUUGGCGGUGAAGUUUCUCUCAUGCAAAGAUCUAAGUAUCACAAAUUUGCACUUUGUGGACUCUCCCCAAUCGCACAUGUUACUGAUGGAGUGUAACUCUGUGUAUGUAAAUAAUUUGAACGUGAAGGCUCCAGGCUUAAGUCCCAACACCGAUGGUAUUCACAUACAAAGUGUUACCGACUUAACCAUUUCCAAUAGCAUCAUAAGCACCGGCGAUGAUUGUGUUUCCAUUGGUGAUUACACUUCUAACAUCAACAUCACCCAUAUUAUGUGCGGACCUGGACAUGGAAUAAGCAUUGGAAGCUUGGGUAAGGAUGGAAAUGUUGUACGAGUAGAGAACAUUCAUGUGAGUGAUGUUAACUUCACAAGAACUACCAAUGGAGCUCGUAUCAAGACAUGGCAGGUUGGGAAAGGAAAUGUUCGAGGGGUCUCAUUCCAGAACAUCAAGCUUAAUUCUGUGGAAAACCCGAUAAUCAUAGAUCAAAAUUACUGUGAUAGAAGCACCUGCAUAGAACAACCAACUGGGGUUCGUAUAAGUGAUGUGACUUUUAGGGGCAUCACAGGUACUUCGAGCACUUCCGUUGCAAUUAAUCUAAAAUGCAGUCAUGCAGUUGCUUGCACUGGAAUAGUGUUGGACAAUAUUCAACUUACUUCUAAUAUUACCGGACAAUCAAUCACUUCCAACUGUGUCAACGCAUAUGGAGCAAGUGUUGGAGUGGUGCGACCCGUGGAUUGUAUCAAACACUAA
This is a messenger RNA of Malania oleifera, 1563 nucleotides long. Its product is annotated as polygalacturonase ADPG1-like. NCBI's taxonomy places the organism in Eukaryota, Viridiplantae, Streptophyta, Magnoliopsida, Santalales, Ximeniaceae. Gene Ontology annotation, biological process: carbohydrate metabolic process. Gene Ontology annotation, molecular function: polygalacturonase activity. The transcript is spliced from 10 exons. The record is from RefSeq and is a predicted model, not a curated record. Bases 1 to 1563 code for a protein of 520 amino acids.